This is a messenger RNA of Carya illinoinensis, 675 nucleotides long. RefSeq names its product transcription factor CPC-like. Lineage: Eukaryota; Viridiplantae; Streptophyta; Magnoliopsida; Fagales; Juglandaceae. Bases 284 to 511 code for a protein of 75 amino acids. Gene Ontology annotation, cellular component: nucleus. Gene Ontology annotation, biological process: cell differentiation. The record is from RefSeq and is a predicted model, not a curated record. The transcript is spliced from 3 exons. Gene Ontology annotation, molecular function: transcription cis-regulatory region binding.
UAAUUUUCACGAAAUGCACCGUCGACCCCUCCAACUAACUUUCUACACCUGUUCUAUCUUUCUCACCUUCCGUUCUUCAGCGCAUGCAUCUCUCUCUCUCUCUCUUGUGGGAAUGUCCUUUCUUUUUUAGUAUUUAAGCGCCUCCAUUACACGACCUACAUCCCCCUUCAUAGCAUGAUCUUCUUAACACCAGUACUUGAUCGGGUGUCCUUAUUAUAGAUAAGUUCUCUCAUCAUCUGCAUAAAUAUUUUUCUCAUCUCUGCUCGAUCGGUACGUAUAAAAUAUGGCUGAUUUGGAUCAUUCUAGUUCCACUGAAACUACUUUGAACUCUGAAGAUAAUAACAUUAAUUGCGAGUCUAAGCUUCGAUUCUCUGAAGAUGAGGAGACACUUAUUGUAAUAAUGUUUAAUCUUGUUGGUGAGAGAUGGUCUCUAAUUGCUGGGAGAAUCCCCGGAAGAACAGCGGAGGAAAUUGAGAAAUAUUGGAAUUCAAGAUACUCCACAAGUGAAUGAAGUUCUUAUGCUUAAAAGAGAGAAAAAGAAAUUGUGAUCGGGGAAAUUUGGAUGGCAUUUGGAAGUUUGGUGCAUUGUACUUCUCAUUGAACCAACUUAUGGAUGUAAUUAAUAUAUAAGUUUUGCUACAUAUAAAUAAAGUCGCGUGCUAAUCUACAUACUAA